Molecule: messenger RNA, 1299 nt
Organism: Merops nubicus (carmine bee-eater)
Lineage: Eukaryota; Metazoa; Chordata; Aves; Coraciiformes; Meropidae
Gene: SYT13
Product: synaptotagmin XIII
Exons: 6
Coding region: 1-1299 (432 amino acids)
Biological process (GO): regulation of dopamine secretion; regulation of calcium ion-dependent exocytosis; calcium-ion regulated exocytosis
Molecular function (GO): calcium ion binding; calcium-dependent phospholipid binding; syntaxin binding
Source: RefSeq, a predicted model, not a curated record
AUGGUUUUAUCAGCCCCAGUGAUAGCCCUGGGGGCUACCUUAGGGACUGCAACCAGCAUCCUCGCCCUCUGCGGGCUCACCUGCCUCUGCAAAUGCAAGCAGCCUGGGAAAGGACUCUCCGAGAAGGACCCGGAUUGUGACCCAGGAAACACUAAGCCCACUAAGCCCAGCGUGCUUCAGCCAGUCCAGCAAUUCAACGUUAAGAAAACCGCAGAGCCAGUCCAGCCUCGAGCACUCCUGAAGUUUCCCAACAUUUAUGGCCCCAAACCAGCAGUAACUUCACCUGAAAUUGUUAACUACACGCAGUACUCCCUGAAGACAACAGAAGCAGCAGCUCCUGGAAAACUCACUGGUUUGGAUGAGAACAGGGUGAAGAUACAAGUCAAUGAGGAGCUGUUUGUUCUCCCUCAAAACGGUGUCGUGACAGACGUGUGUGUGACAGAGCCCCUGAACCCCGAGAGGGUGGCUGGUGGCACCCAGGCCCCCGAGCUGCACUACUCCCUCCUCUAUGACCCACAGCACGCCGAGCUCCGGGUGGCCCUCCUGGAAGCUAUGCACGGCAGAAUCAGUGGGGACCAAGAUGCUGGCUGCCACUGUUACGUGCUGGGCACGCUGGAGAGCAAGGCCGGCACUGCCGAGGCCCAGACAGAGCUGAAGAAGAAGGUGCCCCACACCCUCUGGGAGGAGGCCCUGCGGUUCCCCGUGACGGAGCAGGAGAUGGCAGAGGCCACACUGACUCUCACCCUGAGGAACUGCGACAAGUUCUCCAGGCACAGCAUCGUGGGGGAGCUCAGACUGAGCCUCGCCAGCGCGGAGGAGUCCUUUGGGAGGGCCCAGUGGGAACGGCUCAAGACCCCGGAGAAGGAGCCAUCUACAGGCCACGGGGAGGUGCUGCUCUCUAUCAGCUACCUGCCAGCAGCCAACCGCCUGCUGGUGGUGAUUAUUAAGGCUAAAAACCUCCACUCCAAGCAGCUGAAAGAUCUACUUGGCAAUGAUGUUUCUGUCAAGGUGACACUGAGGCACCAGUCCUUGAAGCUGAAGAAGAAGCAGACCAAACGUGCAAAACACAAGAUCAACCCCGUGUGGAACGAGAUGAUCAUGUUUGAGGUGCCUCACGAGCUCCUGCGCGCCUCCAGCGUGGAGCUGGACAUGCUGAGCCAGGAUGGUGCUGGGCAGAGCCAGGUGCUGGGCAGGUGCAGCCUGGGCUUGCAGGGCACGGCCACCGAGAGGAACCACUGGGAGGAAAUGCUGAGGAACCCCAGGAGACAGAUAGCCAUGUGGCACCAGCUCCACAUGUAG